This is a messenger RNA of Phyllotreta striolata, 4446 nucleotides long. The record is from the annotation of a GenBank genome assembly. Lineage: Eukaryota; Metazoa; Arthropoda; Insecta; Coleoptera; Chrysomelidae.
AAGAAAUGGAAGGCAGCCAUUGUUUUUAAUUUUCAAUAAAGUUAUGUUGUAAAAUGGCCGGUGAUGUCUUUUAUUAUAGUUUCAAAAAAUACAUACCGCAGCAAUUAAACAACGUUCGUUUAACCCAGUAAACGGUCCUGUAAAGUAGAAGUUGUGUUCAAUUACAGUCUACAAAGUUUAAACAAAAAAAUCGAUAUAAAGAGGAUACUGCUACGUUAAAACGUGCCGCCAAGAUGUCUUGGCCGACUUGGUCUACCGCCGGAGCGCCCAUUCCUGCGCCUUUAGCCGCCCCCGUACAAUCCACCUUGUUGCCGGUGAAUUCCGCCCCCGCCGUCAUGGCGCCGCUGGGCAGCUACAGCCAGGAGCAAUGGGCCCAAGUGCAACAGCAAAACUGGCAACAAUGGGCCCAGUGGCAGCAGCAGUACCAACAAUGGCACCAGCAAUACGGAGCAGAGUACCAAAAGUCGUUGAGCGCCUUGCAAAGCAACAUCCCGAACGUAGGUGGAGUACAACCGCCUCUACCCACGCCUCUAUCCGCAUCGAUGGUACCUCCUCUGCCGGUGGUGGAGACUAACAAUAAACCUCCGUUACCACCAGACGAGCCGCCUCACCAUCUAAACUUCUCGAGCCAAGCGAACGUGCACCAAAUGGGCUACAGCACGGCGCCUCUGCUGGCCCAGCAUUCCGUGCCGCCUCCGCAGGUGGUCCAAAGCGCCGUGCACCAUCAGAAUUGGCAGAGCGCCGCCCAGAAGAGACCCUCGGCGCAAGACUCGGGCGGCGAGAAGCCUAAACGUUUGAUGCUCGAGAAAACCUCGAGCCAAUGGACCCAACCGAAGCAGCCGUGGGAGAACAAUUCGAGCUACAACCAACCGCCUCCGCUGGUCCCCGCCAAAGCGGCGGCGAACGUCGAGGAGCUGUCGGAGGCGGAGAAGAAGUUCGACAAGGAGUUCGCGGCGUGGGAGGCGCAGUUCAACAAGUGGAAGGAGCAGAACGCCAACCAUCCCGAUAAAAUUCAGUAUAAGGAGUACGAGAAGAAGUGGGAGUCGUGGAGGAAUUCGCUGCUGGAGCGCAGGGAGCAGAUGAGACGGAGGCGGCUCGGUUUGGUCGGGCAGAAAUCGCCGAAUACUUCGACUGUAACUGCGGUAAAUUCGACGGGGAAGUCUUCGUUGUUGGGGCAAUAUCCGGGAUCGGUUCAAGCGAGUCAAUCCGGUGAAUUCGGUAAAAUUACCAACGAAUCGGUGGUGUUUAAAACGGACGAAGACGCGAAUCCCGGCGAGAGUUUCCUAAAGUCGUCGUCUACGGGUGGAAUCCCGGGACUGGAUUUGGUUAAAGAGGGCACGAACGACGAGAAUCUACCCGAUCGAUCGGUGGAAACGAAAAGCGAGAAAAAUCCGACGGAACAAUCGCACAAAGGGCCCGACUUCGACGCCAUCUCCAAAGGCAUCAAUUCGAUACUCGGCGAUCGGAAGUUGCUCAGCAUGCUGUCGUUGGUGACGCAGAACGCGUCGUAUCCUUCGGCGAAUUCCGUGCCGAAUUUCUCCGUGCCUCCGCCCAAUUUGCAUCAGCUACCGCCCAGAUCGGAACCUUCGAACGAGCCGCCUAUUAAGGAUUAUCCCCGGCAAAAUUAUCGCGAUGCCAAGGGCGAGAAUUUCUACGAUUCGCACGACUUCAAUCGCGCUAACAACAAUUUCAAACGCGAGGAAUUGCCGCGCCCGAACGAUAAUUUCGAUCGACGAGCCGGAUUCGACGGGGAUCAAUUCGACAAGAACAAUUUCCAAGGCGACGGGGAUUACGAUGGGGACGACUACGGGGGUAACGAGGCGUUCGCGGGCGAUUUCGGGAACAGAAAGCCGGAGUACGAGCAGCCCUACGACGAUUUCGACGGCUACAACGAACAGGAGGAGGACUACGAUCGGUACAACGAUAUGUUCAACGAGAAAGAGGACCAGUAUCGACCGGCGAACGUCCAACAACAGCGGAAAAUUCCAUCGUUGAUGGACCAAAUAGCCCCAGCUCCGCCGCACAUUACCCAAACCGAGGAGCCCGACGAGCCCCUCUUCGAACCUACCACCGUCAUCGACUACGGGCACAAAUCGAAAAAGAAAAGCGUUAACGAAGUCUUCGUAGUACCAUUGAACAUGUUCGAUUACAACCACAAACCGCUGAACCGAGUGCCGCUACAUCACAGGCCGAAAUGGCUGAAGGAAGCCACGAAAUUUAUCAGAGAAUUCGAUCCGGCGGCCGUUCGAUACGAAAGGAUCCCGCCCCCGGCGCCUCUGGAAGACCGCUAUUCCCGGCUCGACGAGAGACCGUACGAAAGAGGCAUCCGGGACGAGCUGUACUAUAACCGAAGGGCCGACAAAUCGAGGCCGGACUUUGGGGAUUCGCAUUUCCACAGGAGAGAGGAGAAGAAGGACAAAUUCAAGGAGGUGUACGCGGAGAAGCGCCACAGCGAUAACCACAAAACCGAUCCCGUGGUGACUUUUAAUAAGGACGAUUUCGAGGAUUUCUCCGAUACCGAGAUGGACUUUGAGCACAACGAACAAGCGAGGCAUCAUUACGACGGCGACGCGACCAGGAGCAAAAGCAAAAGCCCAGAAUUGAGCAAUCCGCCGAAUCCUUCGAAUCAUCCGGUGGAUACCACUACGAUAGAGGAGAUAUUGAAUCCUCCGGGGAGGUACAAUCGACCGCCGAGGAUCGUGAUUAUUUUGAGGGGCCCGCCGGGUAGCGGAAAAACGUUCCUCGCCAAGCAGAUCAAAGAUAAGGAAGUGGAAAACGGCGGUUCGGCGCCGAGAAUUCUAUCGUUAGACGAUUAUUUUCUGGUCGAACAGGAGAAGAAAAUCGUAGAAGACGGCAAAGCGCAAAUCGUAAAGGAAAUGGUCUACGAGUACGAAGCCGACAUGGAGGAAUCCUACAGAAUGUCCUUCAUGAAAUCCUUCAAAAAAACGAUAACGGACGGUUACUUUCCCUUCAUCAUCGUCGACAACGUCAACGAUAAAGUCAAACAUUUCGGGGAAAUGUGGAGUUUCGCCAAACAAAACGGAUUUCAAGUGUACUUGUGUCAAAUGGACUUGGAUCCGGUGCAGUGCGCGAAACGCAACAUACACAAUCGAACCGAGGGCGAGAUCGAAGAGAUAAUAUCGAAUUGGGAGCCGACGCCGUCGCAUCAUCCGACGAUAGACGCGUCGGGUUUGUUGCAAACGUUCAACGCCAUCGCCGACGUGGAAAUGGAAAUAGUGGAACAAUCGCAGGAUGUUCUUAACGAACCGUCCGAUCCAGAGGACCAAGUAAGAAGCAAAUGGGACAAUUUCGACUGUUCUAGUAAUAAUCUUGCCAAACUCGAUGGAGUCAGUAAGCCCCUCAGAAAAUCACGAACCAUGGAGGAGUACCUUCAGUUGGAAAAAGAAUGGGAACCCCCAAAAUCAAGCACACCGGGGAAGAAGAGGGUCCGGUGGGCCGAUUUGGAGGAACAGAGACACCUGGAAAAGAUGAGAGCCAUCGGAUUCGUCGUUGGACAAACUGAUUGGGACAGAAUGAUGGAUCCCACUGGCGGGAGAAGUGCUUUAACUCAAACUAAGUAUAUCGAAAAUGUUUCGAGAUACAGACAUAUUUAAUUUCCUUUAUUCGCAUGGAUUUUGUUCGGUUGAAUUGUAUAAUUAAGCUGUACAUGUUUAAUUUAUCUGCGUUUAUUUAGAAGUAAAUUUCUUAUCAUUUUUUUAUUUUAUUUUCGUAAGAACUUCUGCAUUUCCAUUUUCUAAUAUCUACACAUAUUUUGAAGUUUCAGCCUUGUUUCCUUGAUAAUUAAAACAAGUUUUAUGUUCAACUCUUUCUUAAAUAUUAUACAUGUUUACAACUAAACUUAUUUCUUCUCUUCGUUUUUAUUUUUAUCUAAUAAAACGCUACGAAUUCCGGCUUUUUCUAGUUCCUCGAUUAAAUCGCCGGAUUGGUGCAUUUGUAGCAUUAUAUCACAACCGCCAACAAACUCGCCGUUUAUGUAAAUUUGGGGUAUGGUGGGCCAAUUUGAAAAAUCUUUUACGGCUGCAAAACAAAUCGUAAUGGCAUUGAAAUGUCUGAAAUAAUUAAACCACUUACCUUGUCUCAGAGAAUUAUCCGCCAAGACAUUGUGAGAAUCGUAAGUAACACCGUGCAUUCUUAAUAUUUGAACUACGGCAUUGCUGAAGCCGCACUGAGGUUGCUCCGGAACACCUUUCAUGAACACUACAACUUUGUUAUUCUUCACCAGUUUUUCGAUUUCCUCUUUGGAUUUCGUGCUGCAAUAUCUGUAAAUUAUAUUGGGCUUUAAGAUACUAUUCCGAAGAAAAUUCAUGUUAUUUUUGAAUAUAAAAAUUAUGAUAGAUUUAUAGGUUAAGUAAUAUUAUGACACUGUUGACAUCUUAUGGCACAGAACAAUAAAUAUAAAAAUUCAACUUUUGUUAUUCACUAAAU